GGCGGGCUCGCGCUGCUGAGACAGGCAGAGCUCCGAGGACCGGUGGCGCGCGCUCACAGACUCCCACUCAAGCCACACACACACACACUCCCUAAACAAAGAGAAGCACGCGAGGCAGCACAGCAUCCCACCCUUUCAGCCGCGAGCUCACUUGCAGAACCGCCCCCCCAUCGCUCUCAGACAGAACCGGUCCGAAGCUCGAGCGCACAGAACCGACAAUGACAACUAACGGCGCGUCUAACGGAACCAGCGACAUGCUGCAGAUCCAGUUCGGCCUGAUCAACUGCGGGAACAAAUACCUAACGGCAGAGACCUUCGGUUUCAAAAUCAAUGCCUCCGCCACGAGCAUGAAGAAGAAGCAGAUCUGGACUCUGGAGCAGAGUGGAGACGAGUCCAGUGGGAAUGUGUUCUGCCUCAAGUCACAUCUGGGCCGGUACAUCGCCGCCGAUAAGGACGGGAACGUUACCGGAGACAGUGAGACCCCGGGCCCGGAGUGCCGGUUCAUCAUCACCGCCCACGAUGACGGCCGCUGGUCCCUGCAGUCUGAAGCGCACGGCCGCUACCUGGGCGGCACCGAGGACCGAAUCAUCUGCUUCGCCCAGACCGCCUCUGUGGCGGAGAAAUGGAGCGUGCACAUUGCCAUGCACCCGCAGGUGAACAUCUUCAGCAUGACGCGCAAGCGGUACGCGCACCUGAGCGCUAAGGUGGACGAGAUUGCCAUCGACCGGGAUGUCCCAUGGGGGGUAGAUUCCAUGAUCACGCUGGUGUUCCGCGAGCAGCGCUACCACCUGCAGACCUCCGACAACCGCUUCCUGAGGAACGACGGCGCGCUGGUCGCCACCACGGACAAGAGCACGGGCUACACGCUGGAGUUCCGCUCCGGCAAGGUGGCGUUCAGGGACUGUAGCGGCAGGUACCUCGCGCCCUCUGGGCCCUCUGGUACCAUGAAGUCCGGCAAGAGCGCGCGCGUGGGCAAGGACGAGCUGUUCGUGCUGGAGCAGAGCCACCCACAGGUCGUGCUCACCGCUGCCAACGAGAGGAACGUGUCCACCCGGCAAGGUAUGGACCUGUCAGCCAAUCAGGACGAGGAGGGCGACCAGGAGGUGUUCCAGGUGGAGAUCUGUCGUGAAAACAGAAAGUGCGCAUUCCGGACUGCCGCUGGGAAAUACUGGACCCUGACUGCUAAUGGCGGCCUGCAGUGCACCGCCUCCACCAAGUCAGCUAAUUGCUACUUUGACAUUGAGUGGCGUGGGAAGAGGCUGACUCUUCGGGCUGCUAAUGGGAAAUAUGUCGCCGCCAAGAAAAACGGCCAGCUAGCAGCCACCAUCGACACUGCCGGUGAGUCAGAGGAGUUCAUCAUGAAGCUGAUUAACCGUCCAAUCAUCGUGCUGCGUGGGGAGCACGGCUUCAUCGGCUGCAGGAAGGUGACGGGCACACUGGACUCCAACCGCUCCUCCUAUGACUACUUCACUCUGGAGUUCAGAGACGGAGCCUACAGCCUGCAAGACUCGACGGGUAAAUAUUGGAUGGUGGGAAAUGAGCAGUCGGUGGUGAGCAGCAGUGACACACCCGUCGACUUCCUCUUCGAGUUUUGCGACUACAACAAGUUGGCCGUCCGCCAUGCCGCUGACAAUAAGUACCUCCGCGGCGACCACGCCGGAGUGCUGAAGGCCAAUGCCGAUGACCUGGAGACCGCCACGCUCUGGGAGUACUGAGGGAAGCAUGGAUGCGGUUGCCCACUGCUGCGAUGCUGAUGAAUGAAUGAAGUGUGGCGACGCAGCACUACCCAUCCAUACAUCUACCUAUCCCCCAUUCCCUUCCAUUCCUUAUAUUAUAUCCUGUACUUCUGACUUUAUGUGUAUGAACUGCACAGAGAGAACAGGAAGGAUAGAAAAAGAGGGAAGGAGGCACUCCUCUCCUCUGUCCUGCCUCCCUUUCCUUCCCUUCAUCCUUCCUUCCUCCCUUUCCCAACUCUGCUCUGCAGCGCUGACCUUUAUCUGUUGCCAUAGUUACCGUGGGGCUGUGCACUUUUUAUCUGCUCCGAUCUGGUUCGCUGCUCGACCUGUCACUCCCUCCCUCCUCGCCUUACGAUUGGGCCAUCCCUCUCCCAGAGCAGAGCAGAGCCACGCUUACAGAGCCCCCCCCCCUCUGAGUGACUCCCCUUGUCCUUCUUCUUCGUCUCUAUUGUCUGUGUGAGCAGCACAUGGUGGCAGUAUUUAUGGUGUCUGACCUGGUCUGCUAGAUGUGUUUCUACCUGAUCUAAUCUGCCACAACAGACCCACCUCCAGACAAAAUCUACUUCGGCUGCUUCCUGUUAGCUGCAUAAAAUGGGUCUGUUUUUGAGUGGCUGGGUCCGAUUUCCUGCUUCUAUCAGACCAGGUCUAGUAUGUUUGUUUUCAUGAGCAGGCACUGUUGCCUCUGUGUGAUGACCAUGUGGUAUAACUGGAGCGGAUCUGAUGAUGAUAAAGAUCAUCGAAGAUGAUGUAACUGACGGGUUUAACUGCCCUCUUUUCAUCUCAAAUGUAAAAUACUGAAAUGUAAACCAGUUUCCUGUGUUCUCUAGCUGUGUUCUCAUUGGUUGGCGGGGAUUGUCCUGGGCCAAACAGGAUGUAGGAAGUCAAAACUCCCUUUGUCUCCCUUCCACAAACUAAACCCAUUGUCCCGAGAACAUUAUAAAGAAAAUAAAAUUAAAAAUGGUGCGGACACAUAUGUUUACUGCACUUGCCUGUCUUACUGGAAGAAAAAACACACCUGCUAACACACAGUCGGAUUAAUUUCUUUUUCCAUGUCCAAGGCACAGACAUUAUCAUAGGUAGGUGUGCAGUAAGUAGCCUUAGCAGCUGUGGUGAAAUGAUAUAUAGACCCUUUUCAAAGCUGCUCUUUGAAUCCCUCAACCAAACUUAGACCUCAGCCUUUAUCUGCACCAAAACUUUGUUACUGGAUCAACAAACUUGUCAUCUCACACACAAACUGACCAAACUGGAACCUGGUGCUACUAACUCAUGACACAUUAAGAAAUGUUUGAGCCCUUUUGAGCCUCUCACACACCAUCUGGACCAACAGGUAGUGAUUUCCUGCCAUGUCUCUGCCCCUGCCCUUGAGAGCCUUGUCCUGUAACCAAAAGGGCCUCAAGAGUGCCCUUCAUAACUUAAAUCUGCUUCGUCUUUGUUUUUCAUUUCUGUCAGAACUUUGAAAAGUAUGAGGACAGCGUUGUCAAUGAGAAAUGACUAUAUUGUUUUUGUUGGGUUUUUCUGUUCCUGACUCAUCAGUGAAGGUGGGGCAGGUUAUAUGGUUUAAGAAAAGAAAGAAGCAGACUUGUCAUGUAGCACAUUGCACCCAUGGGUCCUGCACUCUUUGAUUCUCUGCCCCUCCUGCUUUCUCCAUAAUAAACCAAGCAACAGUGGUUUCAGUCUACUGGUUUUUACAAUCCAGUAAAGUUAUUUUGGAACUGGGCCAUGAAUUACUGGGCUCUUCCAUCAGUCAUCUCAAUCUUCAUCAAGCAUUCCUCUGAUGUGAAAAUCAGGAUGGUAACCAGUCAUUGUAGCCCCAUGAAAUGAUACAUGAUUGUAGCAAGCCCCUCACCAAGUCUGUCCGGUUUUCUCUCUGAAGUUUUGACCAUUUUUGCAUGAAGGGUUGAGAAUCUCGAGCAAAUGAAAGGAGGGGGUUAUCCUCCGAGAAACAGCAGCUCCAAGGUAACCAAGACCAAGGCUUAGACAAGCGGAUGUGGAAGGGUAAACAUGUGGUAAUGACUGUGCCUUACUCUUGAGUUUUUGGGCAGUAGGAAAGUAAAAGAUUUAAAAAAGAAGAAUAAAAAGUCCACAUCUUUGCUUUGUAUAACUGGAACUUCUUUUUGUAUUAUUAUUUUGUAUAAUUUUUGAUAUUGUGGAUUAAUCUCUCUCUCGUGCCAUUGGUUCACCUGAAAUCCAACAACCAAUAAAACUGGUAUUUGGAA
Scatophagus argus is the source of this 3952-nucleotide messenger RNA. It is a transcript of the gene fscn1a, whose product is annotated as fascin actin-bundling protein 1a. The coding region runs from base 219 to 1715 and encodes 498 amino acids. The record is from RefSeq and is a predicted model, not a curated record. Gene Ontology annotation, biological process: actin filament bundle assembly; cell migration; establishment or maintenance of cell polarity. The transcript is spliced from 5 exons. Lineage: Eukaryota; Metazoa; Chordata; Actinopteri; Scatophagidae. Gene Ontology annotation, molecular function: actin filament binding; protein-macromolecule adaptor activity. Gene Ontology annotation, cellular component: ruffle; microvillus; filopodium.